UUCAGGGCAAUAAGCCGUUCUCUUCUGUUUUCCCUCGUCUCCUUUUUGCUUCUUCCUCUCCCUUUUCUUCCUGGUUUUUCUGAAUUUUUAUAUUUAUUUCGUUUUUUUUAUGCGAGAUUUCUUCGUUUCCCAAUCUCUUGUUCGGUUGUUCUUGGUCGCGCGGUUGCCUUUUUUGCUUCCUUUUCUUUUUUGGGCGUAUAAAUAAAAACAAAUCCCUAAAAAACGAGGUAAAGCUUGCCUUAGAUCUCGGUGAUUCCGCGCCCUGGAAAAUUUUCUUGUUGAAACCCUAGGGUUUCAGUUUGAUCUCCGGCCGAUCGCGGCCUAGAUCUUGCCGGAUAACUGCGGGCGGCGACUUAUGCGCAGCGGCGGAGCUCUCUGUGUCUUAAUAAACCCUAGCGCGGAGGAGGAGGCGAUGGCACGGGCUGAGUUGGGCGGCGUGGACGUGGAGGAGGGGGAGAUCUCGGACGAUACGGUGGCGUCUGAGGGGAAGAGGCUUGAUCGGGUGCGGGAGUCAAGGGAAAGUGGUGGUUCUAGGGUUUGGGGCCAGGGUUACGGCGAUGGCCGCUGGAUGUCGGAGUUCUUGAAGUUUCCGUCGACGGCACCGAAGUACCCGCCAGAUCUGUAUAACUUCGCCUGGGCGCAGGCCGUGCAGUCGAAGCCGGCAGAAGGGACCGGGUUGAAGGAUAUUAGGUCAGAUUAUGAGAAGUGGGUCUCGACGUUUGUAACCGGUGGCAAGAAGGAGGUAGAGGCAGAAGAUGUCGACAAAGUUGAUGUGGAAGAUGGGGAAAAAGAAGGAGUUGGAGGAGGGCCUGGUGAGAUCUCAGAAGACGCGGAGAAGGAGGAGGGUGAGAUAGAAGAAGGGGAGAUUGAAAUUGGAGAUGCUCCUGAAGAUGGAACCGCGGUUUUGACGACGGAAGAGAGUCCUGUGGAGGAGGUUUUGCAGGAGGAUGGGAGUGAUGCGGAGUUGGAGAUGCUUAUGGCAAUGCAGAACUCCCUAACGGAGUUCUCAGUGAAAGAUUCAACAAAGUCCGUCUCAGAGUGGUGCUUCGCUUUGAAGGAUUCCCUAGAGAAGCUGAGAUCGGUGAAAUCUGAAAGUUGUGGUGGUAAAAAACUUAAUUCUAUUAGGGACUCAAUUAUUCGGCAGAUAUACGACCGGGUCCAUUCUGUUUAUUCUAUUUACCAUAGUUCGAAUACGAAGCUCGGAGAACACGAUAAGGAGACAAUGUUGAGUUUGCUUGCGUCUUUAUCGAGUUCUUCAGUCGAUCUGUUUUCCCGUAAGCAAAUUAAAGAGUUCGAAGCGAUGGUUUCAUAUAUUGAGAGAGAUAAACCAGUUCAAGGGAUGGACCUGCGUAUUGACUUAUCGUUGCCCAAUUUUGAUGCCAAGGGGAAAAACGAUGCUCCUGCCAAGAAUGUUCCGGCACCUAUCCUUGUCAAUUCUAUUGAGCGGGUUGGUGGUAGACCAGAGGACCGUUUUUCUUGGGGUCAAUAUGAAACAGAGCUUCCUUCGCCCACCCCGCCUUCCCGAAAUGACAAGCCAUCAGCUGAUCAAAGUGAAAACAACAAUCAGGAAGUGCCUCCUCAGGUUGCAAAAAAUAUCAGGGUGGGAAACGAUAAUGAGGAUAAUUGUGUGUAUCCCUGUGAGACUGAUGUUGUGAAGGCUGUCUCCAGCUAUCAGCAAAAGUUUCUGCGUACAUCCUUUUGGUCUGGUGAUCGGCUGCCUAGCCCGACUCCAUCUGCAGAAUUCGAGGUGGAAGAUGGGGAUUCUAAUGAAGAGGUGUCUAGCUCUGUGCAAAACAAAGCGGUGGGAUCCCUGAACAUUCCGCCUACCAUUCAACCUCUUGACACUGCAGGACAAAAGGAACAACUGACAGAGAGAAUAUUGCAGCCUAUUCCAGUUACCAAUCUCUAUACAAGAGCCCAACCAAAGGCGAGGGAUCCAAGACUCAGGUAUGCAGAGUCGGAUGUUGGUGCAAUUGAUCUUAACAGCUUCCCAGUUUCCACAGAUCUUGGAUCUAACAGAAAUGUCGUUCAUGGAAACAACAACGAUUCUAGGAAGCAGAAGGUUAUCGAUGAGGCAGUCGUUGAUGGGCAUCUUGCUAAAAGGCAACGAAAUGGUCAAGCAGACGAUGCUUUUUCCGUUGCAGUCCAAGAAGUGCCUGGAAAAGGUGGGUGGUUAGAAGAAAGCUCAAUUGCUGCUGUAUCUGGGGAUAGUAAUAAAAACAUCAGAGCAAUGGACAUAGACGUCAGUUUAGCGUCCACUGACAGAAUGGCAAAAAAGGAAAAUAGGGAAGUUGUCGGAUCCUUGCCUUCUGUGUCGGAAUCUAAUACCAUGCACAAUAAACUUCCGGCUAGCAGUUUGAACACUAUUUUGCCCUCCAUGGCCCUUGCGAAUGCUGUGCCAGGUCUUGCUGGUCGUUUACCGGCAGGUAAUGUUGCUUCUGCUGCACCAUCCGCAUCUUUGCCUGCGUUGUUGAAAGGCAUCAACCCAGCAAUCCUGAUGCAACUUAUUAAGAAUGAACAAGAGAGACUGGCAGCACAGACUGUGCAAAACUCUGCAAUUCAGGCCCAGCCGACUUCUUGCCCACCUACACCGGUUGUACCGUCUACAGCACUGCCGGCUGGAAAUGGUGCUCCUCUGAAGGCCUCUGAAGUAGACCAAAAACCAGGAGUCGCGAAGAUUUCUACCCAAACGGUGUCAGUGGGCCCUCCAAUGGAAGAUUCAGUGAAAGUUCGUAUGAAGCCACGUGAUCCUCGUCGCAGAUUCUUACAGGAAAAUGUGUUACAAAAAACUGAAAGUUUGGAACCUAAGCAUCCUGAAGUGAAUUCAGUUGCUAUGCAGAACCUACAGGGCAGGAAGGACCUUCCUGCGGAGGGAGAUCAGAAUGAACAGGCCAAAAGGGCUGCCUCCUUGCUCUCAUCGGGGCCUUUGCCUGAUAUUUCUCAGAAGUUAACUCACACACUCAAGAGUGUGGCUGACAUUUUGGCUGGAUCACAACUUACCAACGUGACCCCUGGGAUCAUACCUGGAAAGCCGAGUGGUUUAGUUGGUUCUGGAGUAAGGGACCAGGGAAAUAAUGGAAUUGCCAACAAAGGCCCUGCGGACGAUGAACAAGGCCAAGAUCUAUGGGGAGACGUAGACCAUCUUUUAGAAGGUCUUGAUGAGCAGCAAAAGGUUGCCAUCCAGAAGGAGCGGGCAAGAAGGAUAGAAGAGCAGAAUAAAAUGUUUGCUGCCCGAAAGCUGUGCCUUGUCCUAGAUCUCGAUCAUACCCUUCUCAAUUCUGCGAAGUUUGUAGAAGUUGACCCUGUUCAUGAUGAGAUAUUAAGGAAGAAGGAAGAUCUGGACAGAGAUAAGUCACAGCGGCAUCUUUUCAGGUUUGCUCAUAUGGGAAUGUGGACCAAAUUGCGGCCGGGCAUUUGGAAUUUCCUUGAAAGGGCAAGUAAACUAUAUGAGCUGCAUCUCUAUACCAUGGGGAAUAAGGUAUAUGCUACUGAAAUGGCGAAAGUUCUAGACCCAACAGGGGCAUUAUUUUCUGGUCGUGUUAUUUCAAAGGGUGAUGAUGGUGACCCUUUUGAUGGUGAUGAGAGAAUCCCCAAAAGCAAGGAUUUAGAUGGAGUCUUGGGUAUGGAAUCUGCUGUAUUGAUCAUUGAUGAUUCCGUGAAAGUCUGGCCUCAUCACAGACAUAAUCUGAUCCUCGUUGAAAGGUAUACAUUCUUCCCUUGUAGCAGGCGACAGUUUGGACUUUUCGGUCCAUCGCUUCUUGAGAUAGAUCAUGACGAACGGCCGGAGGAUGGGACUCUUGCUUCUGCUUUGGCUGUCAUUGAGAGGAUCCACCAUAGCUUUUUCUCUAAUCAGGCAUUAAACAGUGUGGAUGUCCGAGACAUCCUCGUCUCAGAGCAACGCCGGAUUCUGCAAGGUUGUAAGAUAAUCUUCAGCAGGGUGUUCCCUGUUGGCGAGGCCAAUCCACAUCUGCACCCUCUUUGGAAGCUUGCCGAGCAAUUCGGUGCUGUUUGUACAAACCAGCUCGACGAGCAGGUCACUCAUGUUGUUGCCAAUUCUCUUGGAACAGAUAAGGUUAACUGGGCUAUCUCGACGGGGAGAUUCGUAGUUAAUCCUGGAUGGUUGGAGGCGUCGGCGUUAUUAUAUCGGAGAGCGAACGAGGCUGAUUUUGCUAUAAAACCUUAAGAACAAACUGAAACGUUCAAAAGAGAAACCUAACCAACCGGCCCCAUUGAACUCACACGGACUCACUAACUGGUCCUUGGUGAAAGCCUGAACGGUGUUGUGCUCUGUUCAGCCGUGAUGAGCAGCAUGUCAGGCUCUCCCAAGCUCACAGAGUGUCCCUCCGGUCCUCCGCCCGGCUCGUUUUGUCGACUCACAACUACCCUUCUGAAUCCACCCACUUACCUAUAGCGUUCGGUCCCGGUGCGCUAAUGGAGGCUUCUUAACACUGGGCCUGCAUGUGCCAACCACCAUUUUUGUUAGUUGCAAACCCCCUCGUCAGGCACAAACACAGACUUUACAUUGCUGACAAAAGUGGGAAAAAGAAACCGACUACAGUGAAGGGGACAGAGAUGUGCUUUUAGUGUUCACAACCUCUUAAUUAUUCCUGAUAAACGGAAGUAAAACCAUGUAAAUAUUCAAAUUCUUCACUUAGAAGAAGAAAAUUGAUGAAUGGACGAAGGAAAGGGACGGGUUUUCUACGACCAAUUGAACAUCAUUAUUCUUUCUUGCUUUCUCUAAUUGAUCAAAAUAUAAGGAAAGGAUAUUUAGAAAGGGAAAGCGGAAUAUCAAGCGCCAUUGGUUUGACA
This is a messenger RNA of Nymphaea colorata (pocket water lily), 4809 nucleotides long. RefSeq names its product RNA polymerase II C-terminal domain phosphatase-like 3. Lineage: Eukaryota; Viridiplantae; Streptophyta; Magnoliopsida; Nymphaeales; Nymphaeaceae. The record is from RefSeq and is a predicted model, not a curated record. Bases 356 to 4183 code for a protein of 1275 amino acids. Gene Ontology annotation, molecular function: RNA polymerase II CTD heptapeptide repeat phosphatase activity. Gene Ontology annotation, cellular component: nucleus. The transcript has 12 exons.